Molecule: messenger RNA, 1176 nt
Organism: Orycteropus afer afer
Lineage: Eukaryota; Metazoa; Chordata; Mammalia; Tubulidentata; Orycteropodidae
Source: RefSeq, a predicted model, not a curated record
AUGGCUCUGUCCCAGGGACUACUGACCUUCAGGGAUGUGGCCGUAGAGUUCUCCAGGGAGGAGUGGGCGUGCCUGGCCCCUGCCCAGAGGGCUCUGUACUGGGACGUGAUGUUGGAGAACUACAGGAACCUGGUCUCGCUCGGACUCUUCUCUUCUGAGAUGAGUCUUCUCUCCAUGUUGAAGACGGGGACAGAGCCCUGGACUGUGGAGAACAAGGGGAAAAUGGCGAAAAACUCAGAUCCUGCAGCCUUGGCCUCCCCGUGUAGUCAUGAGAUCCAUCAUGCCUCAGGAGGCACCGGAUUGUGCCCCCAGAAGCUUUACAAAGGUAUUGAAUGUGACAAAGCCUUUAAGUGUGGCUCAAACAUCACUAAUACCAGAGAGAGACCAUAUAAAUGUAAGGUAUGUGGCAAGUUCUUUCGUCAGAACUCAAACCUUGCAAAUCAUCUGAGAAUUCAUACUGGAGAGAAACCUUACAAAUGCAGUGAGUGUGGCAAAGCCUUUAGGUGGCGCUCCGUUCUCACCAAACAUCAGAGAAUCCAUACCGGUGAGAAACCACACAAAUGCAGUGAGUGUGGCAAAGCCUUUAGGUGGCGCUCCGUUCUCACCAAACAUCAGAGAAUCCAUACCGGUGAGAAACCACACAAAUGCAGUGUGUGUGGCAAGGCUUUCAUCCAAAGAGCAAACCUUGUGAAACAUCACCGAAUUCACACCGGAGAGAAACCUUACAAAUGUAAUGAGUGUGGGAAGGCUUUUAUCAAUAAUUCAAACCUUGCAGAACAUCAGAGAAUUCACACUGGAGAGAAACCUUACAAAUGUGUUGAUUGCGGCAAAGCCUUUAAAUGCAGCUCAAAUCUCACCAGCCAUCAGAGAAUCCAUAAUGGAGAGAAACCAUAUAAAUGUAAUGUAUGUGGCAAAGUGUUUAAUCACAGAUCAAGCCUUACAACUCAUCAUAGAAUUCACACUAGAGAGAAACCUUACACAUGUAACGAAUGUGGCCAGACUUUUGUCCAAAGUGCAAGCUUUGUGAAACAUCAAAGAAUUCAUACUGGAGGGAAACCAUACAAAUGUAAUGAGUGUGGUAAGGAAUUUGCCGUGUGUUCAUACCAGUUGAUUCAUGAGAGAAUUCAUAUUGGAGAGAAGAUGUACAAAUCCGUGCCCCCCUCUAGCUCCUCAUGA